This is a messenger RNA of Uloborus diversus, 3250 nucleotides long. RefSeq names its product probable chitinase 10. Gene Ontology annotation, cellular component: extracellular region. Gene Ontology annotation, biological process: carbohydrate metabolic process; chitin catabolic process. Gene Ontology annotation, molecular function: serine-type endopeptidase inhibitor activity; chitinase activity; chitin binding. The transcript has 17 exons. Lineage: Eukaryota; Metazoa; Arthropoda; Arachnida; Araneae; Uloboridae. The record is from RefSeq and is a predicted model, not a curated record. The coding region runs from base 10 to 3063 and encodes 1017 amino acids.
GUUAGCAAAAUGGCGAAGUUAGCUGCGUUCGUCGGGUUCUUGUCUUGUGUGGUGUUACUUGUACAAGCAAGUGAUGAAGCUCAUCAACAGAGAAUGUCACUGUUCUUCAGAAAAGAAGGUGACCAAAUGGUGAACCAACGUGAAUCAUGGAGUCAACCCAGAAGAGAGGACUUGCAAGACCCAGAGUGGACUACGACUGAGGAGCCAUUCUGGACUGAACCAGAAUCCGAAGAUUCGAAUUCGUGGAAUAAGCUUUCCCGUGAUAGCUCCAAACAGUACCAAAAAUCUCGAAGUUCAUUCCGAAGUGACUCUAGACGCACCUAUCCCUCAAGACGAGAUGACACAUGGGACCAAGAUACUACAACGGAGAACUCUUGGACCGAACCAGAAACUGAAGAUUCAAAUUCAUGGAAUGAACCAUCCCACAAAAGUUUCAAGCAAACCUAUGGUAAACGUAGAGUUAGCCCAUUCCGACGUGACUCAAGAAGAACUCUGCCAUCAAGAGACAGCAGUUCAUGGGACCAAUAUUCCACAACUGAAGAUCCUUGGAGUGAACCAGAAACCGAGGAAUCAAACUCUUGGACUGAGCUGAAGAAACAAGAAGAAUCUUGGCCACAUCAACUACCAAAUUCACGAGACAGUUGGAUGAAUGUACAUCACUUUUCGAACGAAAUGUCACCAGAGGCUCAGAACCCCUGGGAUGAUGACUCAUGGACGGAACUUCCUUCCGACCCUACACCACCAGAUAUGACAGAAGACUACGAAACAGCAUCUGAAGUUGCAUCUUCAAGAAAACCAGCCAGCUGUUACCAGAGGCCUGAGCGCGGCUCUUGCGACUCAAGGAAGACGCGUUAUUAUUACGACUCAGAAACACAAUCCUGCAAAGUCUUCGUAUGGAGUGGAUGCGAAGGCAACCAGAACCGAUUCAAGACCAGGGAGAUGUGCGAAAGCACUUGCGGAGGAAGAUCUACAAGUAUUCCUUCUGGAUUCAAAUGCAGGCGAGAUGGCUAUUUCAAACACCCCGAGACAUGCGAGAAAUUCAUUCAAUGCUCAAACGGUAGACCCUAUGAGCAAACCUGCCCAAGCGGUCUUCACUUCAGUCUAUCAAGCUUGACUUGCCAAGCUCCCUGCGAUGCCUUCUGCGACCCAACUUUAAGUGACGAAUGCGGAUGGGAUUCUGCUCCUCAUGCCACCAGGGAAAUCGAUUGCACUGCUUCCCCAGACAAAGGACCAUGUGACUCCCUCACGCCAAGGUACUACUAUGACAGUGAUUCGAGUCGGUGCAGACGAUUUUUCUAUGGAGGAUGCCGAGGAAACACCAACAACUUCAGAACACAGGAGGAAUGUGAGGAAACUUGUGGAUCUUCUCUAACUAGAAGUGAACCUUUCUACUGCCCCCGUCCAAAUGGCCGAUUCGCAGACAUCUAUGACUGCACAACCUACUUCCAAUGCCAAGAUGGAGAAUCCAAAGUGAAAAGAUGUCCACGAGGACAGUGGUUUGACUACAGGAGAAGAGCUUGCACUUCUGAUGACAGUGCUUCAUGCUUCUACAAAUGUCGUCAACCUGAGGGUAUGUACAGCUACUUGCCAGAUUGCCAGAAAUACGUCAAGUGCUCCCAAGGAAAACCAACCGUGGUCAGAUGUCCAAGUGGUCAAGCCUUCCACAAAUUAGAGGGACGCUGCGUACCACAGUCAGAAGUCAACUGCGGAGUAGUUCCGGAUCAAACGAGUGUUAAGGUUGAACUGACAGAUAGCAAGGAUUACAGAUGUCCAACUCCAAGCGGAAACUACCCAAAAGUUGAUGACUGCGCCAAAUACUGGAGCUGUGCACACGGUAUCGCCAAUGAACAAGAUUGUGAAGACAAAUUCUUCAACCCUGAGACCUUGGAGUGUGACGAACAGGGAAACGUCUCUUGUCCUGCUUAUGAAAUCGGAAAGAAGGUGAUUUGCUACUUCGACAACGACCCACCUGAAGGCGAGAGCAUUUUGCCCGAAGAACUUUCUCCUUAUCUUUGCACACACAUCCACUACAAUAAUGCUAUGCUGGAGCACUCCGGAGACUCCUACACGAUUUCCUCUACCAAAAGGGAGAACGACAUUGUCCUUGGAUACUACAAGAGAGUGGUUGAUUUGAAGAAACUGAACCAAAAAUUGAAAGUGAUGCUGACUCUGGGCGGAUGGAAAGACAGCGAAUCUGCAAAGUACUCGCAACUCGUCUCCGACGUCAACAAGUGGCCCUCCUUCAUCCAGGCUGUGAUUCAAUACCUGAGGUUGUACAACUUCGAUGGUCUGGAGUUCGACUGGGAAUUCCCAGUUUGCAGAACCAAAGACUGCAACGGAAGACCACCAGUUGUUGCUCAAAAGGAACGGUUUCAAUCAUUCUUGGAGAUGCUGUAUUCAAGACUUUCAGAUGAAAAACUCCUUCUCUCUGUAAAAGUUUCUGGUGAGAAACCCGUGUUUGAAAACUCUUACAAAAUGGAAAAAAUAGGAAAUGUCACUGAUUACAUUGUUGUUAUGGCAUACCUACCUCCUGGUGAAUCGCAAUUCGACACUGUUCCACCUUCUGUCCUAAACGCUGGAAAGAACAAAAAACACACAAACGAAGAUGCGUCGACAAUAAUGGCUCUUUGGAAACACAAAGUACAAAACUCGAGCAAACUUAUUCUUGGUGUACGUGGAAAUGCCCGCGCCUACCAACUGAGUGACACCAAGAAAACAGACGUUUACUCGCCAAUCCCAGCUCAUGGAAUAGCACCACAGGACCUAUCCUAUCGUACAGUUUGCUCCCACCUGAAAUCUCAUGAUUGGAAGAAAGGAAGCAGUCCUCAAGUAGCUGACUUCAUCUAUCAAGAUGUUACAUGGAUCGGUUACCAGAGCCCAGAGAACAUGCGCAAAUUUGCAGAGCACGUAAUGAGGCAUUCUUACGGAGGUGUGGCACUCAUUAGUAACUUAGCAGAUGACUUCAAAGGUAGCUGCUGUCACGUCAAGAACCCCUUGCUCAAGGGCUUAACAGUUGGUUUCAGCAGGAGAGGAAUGACACCUAGUGAGUUCGGUUGCCCUUGAGAACUUUAAAAAAUCAUAAUUGCUUUGCUUAUACAUUAACAAAUUUACCGAAUGUUUUCUGAAUGUAAAAUAUCAUUUACGAAAAGUACAUAUAUAUUUCUGCUUUAGCUGUUUGUCAUAUUUGUAAUUUUAUACAUGUAGAAAUAUUAUGAAAUGUGUCUUCUCAAUAAAUAUUUAUUUGCUUAAA